Molecule: messenger RNA, 1554 nt
Organism: Hypoxylon fragiforme
Lineage: Eukaryota; Fungi; Ascomycota; Sordariomycetes; Xylariales; Hypoxylaceae
Product: endothiapepsin
Exons: 2
Coding region: 191-1420 (409 amino acids)
Biological process (GO): proteolysis
Molecular function (GO): aspartic-type endopeptidase activity
Source: RefSeq, a predicted model, not a curated record
AUCAACCAACAACAACCUCAGCCCCUAUCCUUUGAACAUAAAUACCUACGUUCACUCUUCUACUUACUUCGUUGUGCCUCCCCAUCCAUCCGCUUGCUCGUUCUCUCUUCAUUCGUUAGAACUUGUAUAUUCUAUUCUUAUUUUUCCCAACCUCAGGAUUCCGAAUCGUUUAUACAUACAUCUCGCCAUCAUGGUCGGUUCAGCUGGUACCCUCGCCCUCGCGGCCGCCCUCGCCGGCAUCGCAGCAGCAACCCCUACUCCUGCGCCGCCGCGCACCAAGGUCGGAACCUUCUCCGUGCCGCAAGUCCGCAACCCCGGCUUCAAGCCCCACGGCCCCGCGCAGCUGGCCAGGACGUACAUCAAGUACGGCGCGAAGCUGCCCGACGGCCUGGCGCGGAUCCUCGCCGACCUGAACAUCUUCCGCCGCGACACCGGCAGCGCCAAGGCGACCCCCGAGCAGUACGACAUCCAGUACCUGACGCCCGUGUCGAUCGGCACGCCGCCGCAGGUGCUGAACCUCGACUUCGACUCCGGCUCCUCGGACCUGUGGGUCUUCAGCACCGAGAUGCCCGCGAGCUCCGUCAACGGCCAGGCGCAGUACGACCCGAGCAAGAGCAGCACGGCCAAGCGCGUCAGCGGCGCCACCUGGGACAUCUCGUACGGCGACGGCAGCUCGUCCAACGGCGUCGUCUUCACCGACACCGUUAAUGUGGGCGGCGUCACCUUCGACGCCCAGGCUGUCGAGGCCGCCACCAAGGUCUCCAGGCAGUUCACGAGCGACACCAACAACGACGGUCUGUUGGGUCUUGCUUUCAGCAGCAUCAACACCGUGCAGCCCACGCCGCAGAAGACGUUCUUCGACAACGUCGCCGGCAGCCUCGACACUGCUGUCUGGACUGCUGACCUCAAGUUCCACGAAGCCGGCACCUACGACUUCGGCGUGAUCGACAGCUCCAAGUACACGGGCGAGAUCACCUACACGGACGUCGACUCGAGCCAAGGGUUCUGGAUGUUCACGGCGUCCGGGUACGGCGUCGGCAACACGAGCUUCAAGGACACGCAGAUCCAGGGGAUCGCCGACACCGGCACCACGCUCGCCAUGCUGCCCGACGCCGUCGUCACCGCCUACUACCGCCAGGUGUCCGGCGCCAAGAACGACGACACCCAGGGCGGCUACGUCUUCCCCUGCACCGCCAGCCUCCCCGACUUCGUCUUCGGCGUCGAGGGCGCCAAGGUCACCAUCCCCGGCGAGUUCGUCAACUACGCCCCCGUCGACGACUCCACCUGCUUCGGCGGCAUCCAGUCCGACUCCGGCAUUGGCUUCUCCAUCUUCGGCGACGUCGCCCUCAAGGCCGCCUUCGUCGUCUUUGACCAGACCGAGAGCACCCCGAGACUGGGCUUUGCGAGCAAGAGCCAGUAGAUCGAUGUAUAGGUAUCUAUGGGUAUGGGUAUAUAUAUCUGCGUAGAUGCGGAUGGGUACCUACAGAUAUAGGUGCCUGUUUGGUCGCGCAAUUUCACUUCUUGCAUUUAUGGGACGGCACCGGAUCUUUCCUU